AUGUUUCUCUUAUUUUUUUAAAAACUCAUUGCUUACAUUGUAGUUAAAUUUAUUCUUUGUUUGAUUGUUAAAUCUUAGUAAGUUUGUUAAUUUUUUGUGUCUCUUAUAUUUUUUAGUUAAUCGUGAAAUAUCAACAUCAGCUAAUCAUGUCGCAUGCUUAUGAUUGGAAGCAACUUAUUGAACAAAAGCCUAGAGAAUUGGUUUUUAAAGAUGCUCCUGCAUGUAAGCAUAUUGAAGAAGAGAAUGGAUUGAAUGAAAUCAUCUUCAAAUUGAGAACACUAAAUUUUCUCGAAAUCAGCGGCACACCAUUGACUAGUUUCCCGGAUAGAGUUGCUAAUCUCGAUAAUCUGACCAAUCUCGUAUUAAGGAAUAAUAAAUUGACUAGUCUACCACCUGAUAUUGGCCGUCUCUCUAAACUCAAGUUCAUUGAUGUAUCAAACAACUGUCUUGAACAAAUUCCAGAUGAAGUGGGCAGUUUAACUGAACUCCAGUCAUUGGUUGCCAAUGUUAACAAAUUAACAGAUUUACCGCUAACUUUGAAAAAUCUGAGUAAUUUGACUGUGGUUAAAAUUGAAUAUAAUAAAUUGGAACAUUUCCCAACGAGUCUUUGUGAUGAAAACCUUAAACAUCUUGCCGAGAUCCAUGCUAAAAAUAAUUCUAUUCAGGAUAUUCCAUCGACUAUUGGUAAAUUAUUGGCCCUCAAAGUACUGGAUUUGACUGAAAAUAAUAUAACUGAUGUACCUGGUGAACUAGGGGACUGUAACCGUUUGAAAGAGGUUCACUUGAAAGGUAAUAAACUGUCCGAUCGAAAGCUUCUUAAAUUGGUCGAGCAAGGCAAAAUGAAACAAAUCAUCGAUUAUAUUCGAGGCCACUGUAUCAAAGGAGGUAAUAAAAGUGCCGAAACUUUGAAAGAAACUUUUGCUGAUGCCAAAGCAAAAGUUCGAGAAGCUCGUCGACGACGUCGAUCAUCGUCUAGAUCUUUAGAUGACAGAGAAGCACACAUGGAAACAAUAAAAAUAUUAAAUGUUGCGCCAACUGAGUUUAGGCUCGUAACUGCUACUCCAGCCAUCUUAGAAACUCGUAAAAUUGUUUGUUGUAUCGUUAGAAAUGUAGACCUCACUCGGACUGGUUUAGUAAAGAAAUUUCUUUCUCUCCAAUCGGAUUUACAUGAUGGAUUACUUUGUGGUAAGCGUAAGAAUGCUACAAUCGCAUCACACGAUCUAUCCAAAAUUCAGGGAAAUAUUGUCUUCGAUGUACGGCCACCAGCUAAAAUCCGUCUUCAGCCUCUUGGUAGACAUACUGAAAUGCAUGCUGGUGAGCUGUAUAAAGUUCUGAAUGAAGAAGCUGAAGCUUAUCGCAAGGAGAAAAAACGUAAUGCAUAUUCUGGAGUACAUAAGUAUCUGCUUCUACUGAAAGGCAAAUCGAGAUUUCCUUGCUUAACUGAUUCAGGAGGUACAGUCAUUUCUUUCCCACCGAUAACUAAUUCAGAAAGCACCAAAAUCUCGGAAGAAACGCAACACCUUUUCUUAGAAGUGACUGGUGAUAGUCAACCAACUUGCAAGAAAGUUAUGGACUCAUUAAUUCAUGGGAUGCUCAAACUUGGAUUAGGAGCUGAAUUGAAAGACAAAAAUGAUGCACCAGUUCCUAGUACACUUCAGUUAGAACCAGUGAAAGUUGUUGAUCCAGAGGGUAAACUGUACGUCGUUUAUCCAUCCAAAGUGGAUUUGAUUUUUGAUGACAUCAAAAUUACACGUGAAUAAAGUGAAUUUUUAUUUGCUUUUUCGCUUUAAAUUAUAUCAUGUUGACUACCAAGAUUCAAACCUGUCCACAAAUAUAACAAGUGAAUAAAAUAAACAAAUUUGGAUAAAUAUCUUUUA
Molecule: messenger RNA, 1877 nt
Organism: Tetranychus urticae (two-spotted spider mite)
Lineage: Eukaryota; Metazoa; Arthropoda; Arachnida; Trombidiformes; Tetranychidae
Product: leucine-rich repeat-containing protein 47
Biological process (GO): phenylalanyl-tRNA aminoacylation
Molecular function (GO): RNA binding; protein binding; phenylalanine-tRNA ligase activity
Source: RefSeq, a predicted model, not a curated record